AUGGCUGCAGCAUCCGCUGGGCGGCCUGAGGGCUCGAUAAAUACCCAGCAGACGCAACCUGACAGCGAUACGUCAAGUUCAAAACAGGGUGGGAGUACCACACCACUUGCCGACACUACUGAGCCCUACAAUGAACUGGAUCUUGACAAGCUGGGGAGAGCUCGUCCGGAUGUGUUCAGCAAUGCGUGGGCAGAAGCGAUGUUCUGCUUCUCGAUUGUUAUGUCGCAGGUCUUAUCUGAAUACUUCAUAUCUGGGUUUAAUGUCAUCAUUCCCACGUUGGUGAAACAAUUCGACAUCCCUGAUGCCAUGGCAGUUUGGCCCGCUAGCGCGUUUUCCUUGGUCAUCGCAUCCGUCUUACUCUUUUUUGGCCGUCUUGGGGACAUGAUCGGCGGCUUCCCUGUCUAUGUCGGCGGCAUGGCAUGGCUGUGUGUCUGGUCGAUUAUUGCUGGCUUCUCGCAAAAUCGAUUAAUGCUUAUUUUCUGCCGAGCAUUGCAAGGAUUGGGCCCAGCCGCAUAUCUUCCAACAAGCUUGAUGCUCUUAGCCAACGUCUACCGGCCGGGGCCCCGGAAAAAUUUGGUCUUCAGUAUCUAUGGAACCUGUGCUGUCAUCGGCUUCUUCUGCGGGAUAUUUUUCUCCGGGAUAUGCGCCGAGUACCUUACAUGGUCUUGGUAUUUUUGGAUCGGGGCUAUACUUGUUGCAAUUACUACAACAACGUCGUACUUCUACAUUCCGUCAGAUUCGACCCAGAGGCAAAACCAAGGCAUUAAGAUGGAUUACCUAGGCGCUGCCGUCAUAAUUCCUGGUCUCGUUCUGACUGUCUUUGCGAUCACAGACAGCGCGCAUGCAGCGAAUGGCUGGAAGACGCCAUACAUCAUCGUUUGCUUUAUACUAGGGUGUUUGUUUCUGGUGAGCGCAGUUUACGUUGAAGGCUGGGUCGCUGAGCACCCACUAUUGCCAUUCGAUCUAUUUCAAGUGCCGCACAUGAAGCCGUUGGUAGUGGCACUCGUUUUCUUCUAUGGUUCAUUUGGUGUUUUCUUACUCUAUGGCACAUUAUAUAUGGUACAUGUCAUGGGGGCAUCCCCCAUGCAGGUAGUUGCAUGGUCUACUCCAAUGGUCGUUGGUGGAUUCAUCUUCCCGCUUGCUGUGGGGAUUUUCCUUCAUCUGGUAUCAGGGACGAUACUCCUGGCAGUUUCCACGUUUGCAUGGAUCGGAUCCGGCCUCUUAUUCGCUCUCAUGCCUGAAGGCGCCUCGUACUGGGCUUUUGCCUUCCCUGCUAUGAUUUGCGCCACGAUGGGCAUUGAUAUUACGUUUAACAUUACUAAUAUUUUCAUUACCACAAAGCAGCCUAGUGAACGACAAGGCCUCGCGGGAGCUCUGAUAAACUCCGUUCUCCAUCUCAGCAUCGCGCUGUUCCUCGGCUUUGCUGAUGUUGCACAAGUCGAGAUGGAACAUUUGGGUCGGCGAAAAAGCUAUCAGGUUGUGUUUUGGUACCAAGUGGGAUGCUCUGCGCUGGCGUUUGCAAUCAUGGCGCUGUUGGUGCGUGUGUCGCGAGCAAAGAGCGAGUUGACUAUGGAUGAGCGGCGCCAGAUGAUAAUGAUGGAAGCCGGGCAACAACCCCAGCCAGCAGCUGUCUAG
Molecule: messenger RNA, 1635 nt
Organism: Ophidiomyces ophidiicola
Lineage: Eukaryota; Fungi; Ascomycota; Eurotiomycetes; Onygenales; Onygenaceae
Exons: 3
Coding region: 1-1635 (544 amino acids)
Biological process (GO): transmembrane transport
Cellular component (GO): membrane
Molecular function (GO): transmembrane transporter activity
Source: RefSeq, a predicted model, not a curated record